Molecule: messenger RNA, 825 nt
Organism: Cladophialophora psammophila CBS 110553
Lineage: Eukaryota; Fungi; Ascomycota; Eurotiomycetes; Chaetothyriales; Herpotrichiellaceae
Exons: 3
Coding region: 1-825 (274 amino acids)
Cellular component (GO): cytoplasm; nucleus
Molecular function (GO): sequence-specific DNA binding; RNA endonuclease activity; RNA binding
Source: RefSeq, a predicted model, not a curated record
AUGGCAGGAAUAAAGAGAAAGCACGACGACGGGAUGGCUGAGGAUAAAACCUCCUCUUCUGAGACCAAGUCGCCGUUUCUCCCCGUAUUUGAAGGGUUCCGGGCACAACUAGACGAGCAUCACGACCGGAGAGAAAGAAUCAUCAAAGUGUCAAGGGAUGUGACUGCUCAGAGUAAGAAGAUCAUAUUCGCGGUACAAAGAGUUCGUGAACUUGGCAAACCCAUACACCCGUCAAUUUCCAAGCAAACGACGCCCAUGUACACCACGAUCCGUGACCUGCUACAGAGCAUUGUCCCGGACUUACAAGGCAUCAACGCGUAUCGCUACCGCAGCAACAUUACCGGCGGCAUCCAGGAGUUCAUGGAAGCAGUCGUUUUCCAACAUUACCUGGAGACUCAACACAUCAUGAAAUUCGAGGAGGCACAGGCACAGCUUCCAGAAGGUAUCUCACUCACUUAUGAUGACUUUGCGCUCGGCUUGUUCGACAUGACGGGUGAACUGAUGCGGUUCGCCAUUACAUACAUGGCCACAAACGGGCAGUUGCCUGGAGGAUCAAGAGGAGCGCAAUCGUCUCAGAAGUCCUCGAUCUUGACGGAUAUGCAGGAUCUGCGUGCGGCGUUUGAAGGGCUAGAUGCGGGUAAAGUUAGCAGCCUCUCGAGGGAUUUUGAGAAUAAGCUCAAGACGACGAGGCAAUCCGUGGAGAAGGUCGAGAAUGGGGUGUACCAGAUGAUUGUAAGAGGCAAGGAGAGACCCAAGGGUUGGAAACCAGAUACUUCGUCGGAGGAUACAGGACGGGGGAGUGGAGAAGCAGUUGAGAGCUAUUGA